AUGAAGCCUGCUAAGCUGGAGUUUCUCCUAGGAUUCUUCAUCUUCUGCUCACUCAUGGCCCCAGUGCUGAGUGGUGUUACCAGACUUACCAAUAAGAUCUGCAACAGAUACAAAGACAUUUGUAACAUGGACAUGGAACCUGGCAGCUGCUAUGAAGUACAUUUUAGAUACUUCUACAACAAAACUUCCCGCCAGUGCCAGAGCUUUAUCUUCACAGGCUGCAAUGGCAACCUUAACAACUUCGGUCUUAAGAUAGAAUGUGAAAUCGAAUGUGACCAACAGUACCGGACAGUACCGUAA
This is a messenger RNA of Cricetulus griseus (Chinese hamster), 300 nucleotides long. The record is from RefSeq and is a predicted model, not a curated record. Lineage: Eukaryota; Metazoa; Chordata; Mammalia; Rodentia; Cricetidae.